GCUGAUGUUCAGACCCAAUGUGCUAACUUGAACGUAGUUCAUGGUGAAAAUAGCGUUGUUGAAACAAUUUUUAAACAAUGGAUGGGUUCUGUUGAGUUGACAACUUUGCCGGCCGAAGUUCAGUUGCCGUCAGGUAAUUCCCAAUUUGCCGACGUGGAUUGGUUCAAACAGGCCUUGAAUUCUAAUGAACGCCUUGAGAACUUUCAUAUGGAUGCCUUUUUUAGCACGAUGGCAAUUAAUUAUGACAUCCAACUUGACAAUGUUGGUGUACGUGAAUGGACAAUAAUUGAUCGAGUCGGUUUGAAUGCUCUGAGAGAAACAGAUCUUGGUAUUUGUAGCAGUGUGCUAGUACCAUAUUCAAGAGGUUAUUACCCACGUUGUUCUGGAUUACGUUGGGUUGAUUGCAACCGUGUCUUCGGUUUUGCUUGGAUUGAAGGGUGUCAUUGGAUUUUAUACGAGUUAUCAUUGAAGGAUGAAGUUAUUCGGGUGUACUUUGCCGAGGAAGUUUCUUGGAUGGAGGUCAAGUGUUUCUUUGAUAAUGUGCGUUCCAAUUUAAAAAAAUUUAUACAGUGGGAUAAUAACUCAGACAUUCGGGAUCCGUCAACGGAGCGUGAGUGGGAGGUUGUUCGUAGCACAUGUUUUGUUGGUGGUCCAGAUGGUAUUCAAAGUGGUGUUAUGGCUCUCAAAUUUCUUGAGUGUCUAAUUUAUAACUUGCCGCUAGCGAUUGUUGAUCCCGCAUGUUGCGCCAGUUAUAGAUACUCCUUCUGUGCUCAGUUGUUCGCAAAUUGUAUUCGGAAAGUUUAGUAGAAAAUAUUGUUGUAUCCAGGAUCAGAUUCCAUGACUUUAACGACUCGUAUUCUGGUGUUUGUUGAUGUUGUGUUGUAAUUAUACUAAGCGAAGAUGUCGGUGGCAUUUUGUGGUAAGACUAAAUCAGUGUCCUAUAAUAGUUAUUUGUAAUGUGAGUGUUUGUGGCCAAGCUCGGAGUUUUCUAAAAA
Salvia miltiorrhiza (redroot sage) is the source of this 995-nucleotide messenger RNA. RefSeq lists its product as uncharacterized. NCBI's taxonomy places the organism in Eukaryota, Viridiplantae, Streptophyta, Magnoliopsida, Lamiales, Lamiaceae. Bases 82 to 804 code for a protein of 240 amino acids. The record is from RefSeq and is a predicted model, not a curated record. The transcript is spliced from 4 exons.